GUCCCCGGGUGGGCCAGCCCCUCCCCGCCCCCGCGGCUGAGGCGGCUCCGGAGCGCGGCGGCGGCGGCUGCCUCUUCCCCGAUCUCGCUGUCUCUCCCCGCAGGGCGGGAGAAAGCGCCGCCGCCCGCGGGGAAGAAGUAAACCACUAAUUAUGCGAAAAUGACUCCAGCAUCCUCCUGUAAUACUUUUCAGCACUGAAGGUAGUUCUUGCAUUGUUUCCAUGAUCUGAAAUGCUCAAUUGGCUUGAAAAGGGGAACACAAGCGCAGAUCCAUAUGGAGGAUGAAUCUCCUCUUUCUCAAGGAGUUGGUGUCAAGGUCUUGGAGGCAACUUUAUUGUCAGCCCUGAAGAUGCUGGAUGUUGGGAAAUGGCCAAUUUUUUCUCUCUGCUCCCCAGAAGAGCUCAAGUUAAUUCGUCAAGCCUGUGUAUUUGGCAGUGCUGGCAAUGAAGUGUUGUAUGCAACUGAAAAUGAUGAGGUUUUUGUGCUUGGCAUGAACUGCAGUGGGUGUUUGGGAACAGGCGACAUGCAGAGCACUAUUGAACCAAGGAGGCUGGAUUCUCUGUGUGGCAAAAAGAUAGCCUGUCUGAGUUAUGGAAGUGGUCCUCAUGUCGUUCUUGCUACAGAAGAAGGAGAAGUGUAUACGUGGGGUCAUAAUGCUUAUAGUCAGUUGGGCAAUGGUACAACAAAUCAUGGUUUCGUUCCCUGUCAAGUGUCUACUAACUUGGUGAACAAGAAAGUAAUUGAAGUUGCCUGUGGCUCUCAUCAUUCUAUGGUGUUAACAUCUGAUGGAGAGGUAUACACAUGGGGUUAUAACAACUCAGGCCAAGUUGGAUCUGGUUCAACAGCUAAUCAACCAAUUCCUCGAAGAGUUACCAGCUGCCUACAAAAUAAAAUAGCAGUUAAUAUAGCUUGUGGACAGAUGUGCUCUAUGGCUGUGGUGGAAAAUGGGGAGGUCUAUGUCUGGGGUUACAAUGGUAAUGGCCAGCUGGGACUGGGCAGCAGCGGCAAUCAGCCAACACCGUGCCGAAUAGCAGCUCUGCAAGGCAUUCGUAUACAGCGGGUUGCCUGUGGCUAUGCACAUACCUUAGUGCUCACAGAUGAAGGUCAGAUUUAUGCCUGGGGAGCCAAUUCCUAUGGCCAGUUAGGUACUGGGAGUAAAAGUAACCAGUCUUACCCUACAACAGUUAUUGUGGAUAAGGACAGAGUUAUAGAGAUUGCAGCCUGCCACUCUGCCCACACGUCAGCUGCCAAGACCCAGAGCGGCCAGGUGUACAUGUGGGGCCAGUGCCGUGGGCAAUCCGUGAUCCUUCCCCAUCUCACUCACUUUGCCUGCACUGAUGAUGUAUUUGCUUGCUUUGCUACCCCUGCCGUUAUGUGGCGUCUUCUAUCAGUAGAGCCUGAUGACCAUCUAACAGUAGCCCAGUCACUAAAGAAGGAAUUUGACAACCCUGAAACUGCAGACCUGAAGUUUCUAGUGGAUGGAAAAUACAUUCAUGUUCAUAAAGUUCUUCUCAAAAUUCGGUGUGAACACUUUCGUUCCAUACUGAAUAACGAUGAUGAAAUUAUAGAAAUGAGUGAGUUUUCUUAUCCUGUUUACCGAGCUUUCCUGGAAUACCUGUACACAGACAACAUUAGGCUCCCUCCUGAAGAUGCAAUAGGACUGCUAGAUUUGGCAACGUUGUAUAGAGAAAACAGAUUGAAAAAGCUUUGCCAGCAAACAAUCAAACAAGGCAUUUGUGAAGAGAAUGCCAUCGCUCUUCUUUCUGCUGCUGUCAAAUAUGAAGCUCAGGACUUGGAAGAAUUUUGCUUCAGAUUCUGCAUAAACCAUUUAACUGUUGUUACCCAAACUCAAGGCUUUGCAGAAAUGGACCACGACCUCCUGAAAAACUUCAUUAGCAAAGCAAGCAGAGUGGGAGCAUUCCGAAACUGAGGUCUUACUCCUCUCAAGCUGAAGAGCACAUCCUCUUCUCUCCUGGAAAUACUUCUCCUUUGGAGAACUUACCUAUGGUCAGCAUGUGCAAAGGUUUGGAAAGAAAGGCUCGGUGUCCAUCAGCUUAGGAAAUGUGUGAAGUCCACUAACGUACAGGUUUUGUGAAGAUGGCUACAGCAUAGAUGUAUGGUGAGAGUUCCUUGCCAAGAGGCAGAAGCUAACAAUAAGAAUUCAAUGCAGUAACUACCCUUUAGUUUGCUUGACCCUUAAAUUCACGCAAACUAAGCUGUCAUUGUCCUGUCUGUCUGGUUUGAAUUUUUUCUUUUUAUAUUUCUGUUUGUUUGUUUUUACACAACCUCCAUUUGGAUUUUAUGGGACAGUGACCUGUUUGCUGCUAAAAUGUUCAUAGUAUAAUUUUAUCACCAAACUACAUUAACAUGCUGUAGUGGGCUGCUUUGUGCCUGGUUUCUCAUCCAGUGAAGGCACAAACUUGUUUUUCUGAACAUACCAUAAACUAAUAUAAAUUCUUCAGGAUGAGACGCUUUCUGGUUAGUAGGAGGAUGUGUCUCCCUUGGUGUUUUUUUGGAAUGUAGCCACAUAAGCCACGAAGAGCUUCGGCUGGAUAUCACAGUUUUGAGUUCGUGGCGCUUACAACUGUUGUUCUAGACAGAAUGAAAAAAAAAUCUUCCUUCCCAUACCAGCCUCUUUCCCUGGCACCCCAAUGGGUCAGGAAGAAUUCGUAGUAUUUGUCUGGACGUGAAUUACUGUGCUGUGUGUUUUGGUGCUGAAAACCAUCUGGUUGCUUGUCACCAAGAAAAAGAAACCCAAACAAAACCCAAGGGAAGGGAAGUUCCACUUGAGGUUGAUUUGUUUAUUCCUGUCUUACUAUCUAUCCCCACAUAAAGCAUCUUAGGAAAAAGGGAGAAAGGAGAUAGUUUUGAAGUGGUAAAAUGGGUUUUGGUUAAAUCUGAUUCUUUUCUGCUUGGCAAUAAAGACACAAAUACAUUGCUGCAGGCUCUCCCUAGGUCAGUGCUGCAAGGUGACCCUGCCGCUCACCUCACGUGCCCAUUUUAGGUGAGAGGAGUUGCCCUCUGGACACCCCUCUCUCUCAUCACUGACCACUGAGGGGACCGGAUGACUAGGCUGGAGUAGAUACUUAUUUUCUAUCUGACUGAAAUGAGGUAAGACAAAACCAUACUCUGUGUUGCAGAGAGGGAGGUUUGCCCCAUUACAGAAGAUGUUGAGCUCAUGAAGCAUUUACUUGGAUUUUCUAAUGGGCAACUGUGAAUUAACCCUGAGAAAUUGUUUCUCUUAAAGUUUUGACUGAAUGAAGUGGCUCUAAGUGCCCUUGGUUAGUGUUCCACAAAUGGAGAAGGCGAGGAGCUGGAUGACCAGGCUCACUACACCAAUAUAAUCAGUCAUGUGACUUCCCUUCAGAUCCUUGUUGAGCCACAGAAGCCUUCAAUGAUUUUUGCCAAUCCUUAGAUGUGGUUUCUAGGAAACUAAUUCCCAUAAACGAUCACAGACUCAUUUCCUCAUUUCUAAAGUACAAAUAACUGUUCUUUAUUAUAUUGGAGGAUCAUUUCUCAAACAAGCCUGUUCCUUGAAGAGUAGGAGGAAAAGGAGAAGCACAUCCCCAGAGAAGAAGAUAAGUAGCCAGUAGUGCCUGUCUUCACAUCAGUCCCACUUCCCCUGUUGUCACUAGAACUACACCAGAUCAUUGACUGCUAACAAGCCGGUUCUGCUAUGCUCCAUGAUUAGAACAACUUCCUCCAGCACCGUAAGUCCAUGCCUUAGCAGCUGUGUCACUUUUUGGUAUUCAAACAGAACUGGUCAAAAACUUUCCAGUACAUAAUGCAGUUUCAUCAAACCCACAGCUUCCCUGGGGAAAAAAAGACCAGUUUUGAUGAGUUUGAAAAGCACCUGAUCAGGCACACAGAUAGAGGGUAGCGCAGAUGGUAAGACAGUGUCAUGGGAGGGCACAACCUUUUUGUAAACCUUAUCUGAUCCAGCCCAGCACUUGUCAUACCACAACACAGACACAAGGCAAUUUUUAGGAAGCCGAGACUGGGUAAUUUCAAGUGUUUUGGUUAAGCUAGGGAUGGCUGGAGGGAAGUCUCAAGAACUGCUUGGCUUCACCUGCCAGCAUUUUCUGAGCCACUGCUCAGAAAAUGGCUUUCUGAGCCAUUUUUCUGAGCCACAGAGUGCGAUGCCACAGACCAACCCAUCCGUGGGUAGCAGCAUGUGCUGACUCUUGCCCUGCACACAGGGCACUGUGCUGGCACACAGCCAGCUGCACUAGGAAAUGGAACAGCGGGGCACCGGGGCCACUUGGCCUUUUGGUCUCUCCGGCCUUCCCAAGAAAUUUACUGUAAAAAGUCUCUCAAAAUGUUUCUGUUCUUUAAGUUAAACCACCAAACCAAAACUGUAACUGUGAAGCGAUUGUUCUUAACAUCUCAUCAGAAAGAUUCUCUGCUCGAUGAAGAGCCUGGCUCCCUGGAGACACUGCUCCAUGGAGGGAAGAGCAGUGGAGCCCGAUACCACUCUCCAACGUUGGCUCAUGUUCAUAGCAGCAGUUCAACAACUCCUGCAGUCAACGUGUCAUGCGUUCUUAGCAAGGCAUUUUGGGCUCAAUAGAACCAUUAGUGCCAUUUUUUUUUUUCACAAUGUAUUUCCUUCCUGCUCGUAAUUUUUAACCUACCGUAAAGCCCAGCUGCAACUGCAGAGCAAUGGACAAAGUCUGUAAUUGUGAGAAAAAGCAUCUCUGGACUGAAUGAGGGUGAUUCUAACGAGCCAGUGCGUCAGUGUUGGCUUUUACUCAUGCAGUCUAUAUCAUCAGGCCUGGAUGCUUUAGCAAUGCAUCCAGAGAGAUUAAUUUAUUUAAUUUUUUAAAUUUUCAUUUGCAUGCACUUUCCUUAGCACUUAAAUGUCAAUGUUUAAAAAACCAUACUGGCUUAGGUGGUUCCAUGUUGAUGUGUAUUUAUAAAUAUGUGCUUGAAACCCAAUCCUGGGACCUAUUAAGAAAUUAGGGAUGUGUUUUAUUGUUGUGAGAUGGGUCUGCAACAGAGUUAAGGUUGUGGAUCUUGCGGGUUAAACACUUCAUGAAGUCUGUAAGCGUUGUUCUGUUUUAGGACACCACAGGCUAAAAGGUGUUUGCUAAGAAGCGUCAGCAAGGUCAAGCAUGAACUUAUCUGGGGUUUAAAUCAAGAGGGAUGUUCUGCUUUGCAUAAAGGGGGAACCAGGUGGAUAAAUUUUGGAAAUAAAUGGAAUUUGAAAGAAGUGAGAGGGAUGGGGUCAUUUAAAGGUUCUCAAGUUCCUGAAGCUGAGAGCCAGCGUUGCACUGUCAUCCAGUCCCCGCCUCUAGUUUUAUUACAAUGCCUGAUAACUACAUAAGCUGCUGAGUUUGUGACCUGAACAAUUUCCACGGGCUUUCCUUGUAAAGCAAAGCAUUUAAUUACCCCAUAGAGACAGGAUGCAGUGGCUGCCACUUAGCAAUGCAGGAAGUUUACAGCCUGCACAUGAAACUAUGUUUUGAUUUCUUGUUUCUUUUAUAAUUGUCUGGUUUUAAUAGACCAUUAAUAAA
Molecule: messenger RNA, 5512 nt
Organism: Cuculus canorus (common cuckoo)
Lineage: Eukaryota; Metazoa; Chordata; Aves; Cuculiformes; Cuculidae
Product: RCC1 and BTB domain-containing protein 2
Exons: 14
Coding region: 274-1929 (551 amino acids)
Molecular function (GO): protein binding
Source: RefSeq, a predicted model, not a curated record